Messenger RNA from Electrophorus electricus (electric eel), 1105 nucleotides. It is a transcript of the gene cfdp1, whose product is annotated as craniofacial development protein 1. Gene Ontology annotation, cellular component: Swr1 complex. Lineage: Eukaryota; Metazoa; Chordata; Actinopteri; Gymnotiformes; Gymnotidae. The record is from RefSeq and is a predicted model, not a curated record.
UUUGUGGACUUGCUCAGUGAAUUGCAGGCAUUAGCUACGAGUUGUUUAAGUUGUUUAAGGCUCGUCAUCGUGAAAGAGAAUAAUGAACUAUUCCGACUACGACUCGGAGGAUUAUUCCUCAAAUGAAGAUGAAGAUUAUGUCCCAUCUGAUGACAACCUAAGUGAGGAUGACAUGAAUGAGUGUGUCAAGGAAGAUGGCCUGGAAUUAGAUGACCAAAACGAACUCCAUUCCAACCAAGUAAAGAAGAAAAAGAAAUCAAAUAAAGGCAUUGCUAUGAGGAAAAGGAGAAAGGGAGGACUCAAGCUGGAAACGGGUGACGAGGACACGCCAAACGAACAGCGAGAAGAAGGAGCGAAAGGGGAAGGGGGUCUGCGUGCAGAAGAUGAGUCCCAGCGGAAGAAGAAAGCAGAUGACCUUUGGGCUAGUUUUUUAAGCGAUGUUGGACCUAGGCCCAAAGAUCCUACCGCAGUCUCGCAAGAAAGCACAGCUACAGCUAACUCAGACAAAGCCAGUAAAGCCACCACAGACACUACACAGCAAGACUCUGACCUCAAAGAGCCCUCCAGAAUCACAAUCACAAAAGUGUUCGACUUUGCUGGAGAAGAAGUUCGGGUCACUAAAGAGGUGGACGCUGAUUCGCGGGAGGCUCGGAGCUUCCUGAAGAAGGAGGACAAGGCUGAGGAAACGCCGGAGCAGCCGACCUCUGUCUCAAACGCGUCGCCCCCGUCUUCAGUCGCUCCUGGGCCCAGUGUGAAGAGGCCGGCGGGAAUGGGUGGCAUCUGGAACCGCAUCGGAGGCAAAAAACAGAAGAUGAGCACCCUGGAAAAGUCCAAGCUGGACUGGGAUGCCUUCAAAGAGGAGGAGGGCAUCACGGACGAACUGGCCAUCCACAACCGAGGCAAAGAAGGGUAUGUGGAGAGGAAGAACUUCCUUGAGAGAGUGGACCAGCGACAGUUCGAGCUGGAGAAGAGCGUACGUCUCAACAACAUGAAGCGAUGACAGGAGAGUGGACAGGGUGGAUCCAGUAACACCCACACAAAAACAUGGACUAUAGACGCACACACACACACACACUCUCUCAAACACACACACACUCUUACACAC